Molecule: messenger RNA, 528 nt
Organism: Conger conger (European conger)
Lineage: Eukaryota; Metazoa; Chordata; Actinopteri; Anguilliformes; Congridae
Product: gamma-crystallin M2-like
Exons: 3
Coding region: 1-528 (175 amino acids)
Biological process (GO): lens development in camera-type eye; visual perception
Molecular function (GO): structural constituent of eye lens
Source: RefSeq, a predicted model, not a curated record
AUGGGGAAGAUCGUGUUCUACGAGGAUAAGAACUUCCAGGGCCGCUGCUACGAGUGCGGCAGCGACUGCCCGGAUCUGCAUUCCUACUUCUCCCGAUGUAACUCCGUCCGGGUGGAGAUGGGCUGCUGGGUCCUGUACGAGCGGCCCAACUACACGGGGUACCAGUACAUCCUGACCCGGGGCGAGUACCCCGACCCCCAGCAGUGGGCCGCCUUCAGCGACAGCAUAAAGUCCUGUCGGCUGGUGAAAAACGUGUACGGAGGCUCUCACAAGCUGAGGCUCUACGAGAGGCCCAACUUCGGCGGCCAGAUGGUGGAGCACGGCGAGGACUGCCCGUCGCUGCAGGACGUCUUCAAGUUCGGCGAGGUGCAGUCGUGCGCGGUGCUGGACGGCGCCUGGGUGUUCUACGAGCAGCCCAGUUACCGCGGGCGGCAGUACUUCCUGGAGCGCGGGGAGUACCGCCAGCACGCCGACUGGGGCGCGGCCUCGCCCGCCGUGGGGUCCUUCCGCCGGAUCACCGAUUUCUGA